AUGGACAACUCAAGCUCAAGUUUGAGUUCCUUUGCCAUUACGAAUCUCACUCUAACUGGAAAAGGUAAUAUCUGCAACACCGUGCCGGUCAGUGACCGCGGUAAAAGGAUUCAGAUGGUCAAGAUGUUGUGCCUGACUGUCCUACCAAUACUGGCACUGUGGAGCUACUGUGUGUACCAGCUAGCAGACCUCAUCGCCACCAAAACGGAUAACGAAAAGAUGAAGGAAUCUCUAGAGUUCAGCAUUGAAGUUGGACGACUGAUACAUCAUCUUCAGAAGGAACGAGAUUUAAGUAUUCUGUAUCUAAGCGCUCUGGGACCAGAAACUAAAACAUUCCUGAUCAAGGAGUACCAAAUCACUGACGAUUCAAUUGAAAGCAUUGCUAGAUGGCCUGGUAACUUGGAUAGGUAUAAUCGAGAGGAAUUCAAGUCCAAGAGCAAGAUGAUGCAACAUAUAGGUCAACAUCGUCAACAGCUGAACCAUCAGUCUUCAAGCAUCAAUAAGGAAAUGCUAUUCUACACUUCCGUUAUUGAUGUCAUCAUAUACUGGGGCUAUUCAUCCAUUGUGGAGUCGAAGUUUGCCGUGGUUUGGAAGUCUCUCGUUGGUUUCCAGAAAAUGACAGCUGCCAAAGAGGACAUGGGACUAGAGAGAGCAUUGGGAACUAUGUUCUUCGCACGCGGUGGGUUUGAAACACACCUUCAGUAUGAGAGGUACAACAUGAAAAUAUUUGGUUUUCAGUCCAAUUACAAAACCGCCCGUUUGUACUCCCCUGACAUCGAUUUUAUCGGAUCAUAUGGCAUCUUUUCAAACGGUAGAAACGUCAGCAUCAUUUUAGAUAACUAUCGCACUUAUAUCCAAAACCACGGAGAGGAAGAACAAGAUCCGACCAAAAUUAGUCUGUCAAGUGCCCGCUGGUUUUAUGACAACACGUCACUUUAUUUGGAUACACUUCUCAACCUUCAAACAACUUUGGGCAACAUUUGUUUGGGAAAAGUCAAAACAAUACUAAACGAUUCUAGCAAAGAUCUUAUCAUAAGCUCUUGUGUCCUAGUCUUUGUUUUAAUCUCGUGUUCAGCAGUAAUCAUAAGCACCGAAAAUUUGACCAGCAACAUUCAAAAGUAUGCCGUUAUUCUUGUGGACAAAACUAAGGAAUUGAAUUUCGAGAAGAAAAGAACUGACUCUCUUUUGUAUCAAAUGGUACCGAAAGAAGUGGCAGACAAACUGAAGAAGAGGGAAGGGAUUGAAGCCGAAUAUUUCAAAUCAGUCACCGUUCUAUUUUCGGAUAUUCACGGAUUUUCCGUCCUCUCCAUCACCUUGCAGCCGCUGGAGAUUGUCCAGCUAUUAAAUGCACUUUAUGGCGCCAUCGACAUUCUACUUAACAACAGAGAUCUUUACAAAGUUGAAACCAUCAACGAUUCGUACAUGGUCGUCUCAGGUCUUCCACAUCGCAACAACAACAGGCAUGCUUAUGAGAUCGCUGAAUUUGCAUUGUCUAUUCAGAGGAUGAUGAAGGAAGAAAUGUUUAUUAACAAUGAAAAGGGAAGCGUCCAACUGCGGAUUGGAAUAAACACAGGCUCUUGCAUGGCGGGCAUUGUGGGUUCCAAAUUGCCGCGCUACUGCCUGUUUGGAGAUACCGUCAACACAGCGUCCAGGAUGAAGUCUCACAGUCAAGCAAACAAGAUACACAUCAGUCAUACCACCUACGUACUUCUCUCAAAAACUGGAUGCUACACAAUGAAGAAACGGGGCACCAUUGAUAUUAAGGGUAAAGGAGAAAUGGUGACAUAUUGGUUGACAGGAUCCUCCUCCAGUAACGAAAGCCUACCCCAGAGUCCCAUGUCUAACAGUAGCGCCAACUACGAUCUCCCUGGGGAGAUAACUCACAAUAAAUACGCCCUUGGUGCUCUGAGUUACCACCCAUUGCCUGGAAGAAAAACAAAGAAAGAAGAGAAAGUUACUGCAAGAGUGCCACCUAGCGGUUUGACGAAAGUUACCGCCAAGAAACAUACUAUUGUUAAACAAAAUACCACGAGAAAAAUACUUGAAGAUGGAACAGAGAGCGAAGAAAAUGGAGACGGAAACGGGGCUUCGCAAAUAGAAGAAGAAAAUGGCGAGAAACUUGGUGUGAACAUUGGCCUCGACUACUAUACAUAUACUGGAACAUCUACAGUGUAGAUAAUUAGAGGAGGAGACAAAAUAAAUAGGGUGACCAUGAAGACGCAGUUUGUUCAAGUGCUACGGGUAUCCGAGCAGUUAAAGUUUUUUUUGUCAUUAAAUUGAUGUCGUCAUUGAGUAAAAUGUGACCUUGACCUGUAAUUAUCCGAUAAUUAAGAAUACGAUAAAGAAUAGAAUAAAGAACCUUUGAUUAAACACAGCUCCUUCUUGUAUUCAAGUGACGGUUCAUUAACGUUUUCAGUUCUAUUUCGGUCCCAAUAUUGUAUGUAGUUACUGUAGUUUUUAUUUUGUCGACUUUAUUUGUUUUUUGUUUUGUGUUUUAAUGGUGAUUGUUCUAUUAAGUGCAGUAAUAAAAAACCUGAAUUUCAUUUAAAAAAAUUAUUUUGAUUAGAGAUCUGAAUGCCGAGACACAGUAUUGGA
Ostrea edulis (European flat oyster) is the source of this 2595-nucleotide messenger RNA. RefSeq names its product receptor-type guanylate cyclase daf-11-like. Bases 1 to 2175 code for a protein of 724 amino acids. Lineage: Eukaryota; Metazoa; Mollusca; Bivalvia; Ostreida; Ostreidae. Gene Ontology annotation, molecular function: peptide receptor activity; guanylate cyclase activity. Gene Ontology annotation, biological process: intracellular signal transduction; receptor guanylyl cyclase signaling pathway; cGMP biosynthetic process. The record is from RefSeq and is a predicted model, not a curated record. The transcript has 7 exons.